AUGACAAGCCUGUACCUGAUACUAUACUGUUUCAUUUUGCUCCUUGCACCCACAUGUGUCCUGGGCCUACGAGAGGAUAGUCCGUUUGCUACCGACACAUAUGACCUUCCGAACAAUGUAUCCGCAGAAUACUUCGAGGCCGAAUCUCUCCUGUCUGUACCACCCUUGAUUCAGAGAUCGGCUCAGGGCCAACGGACAUCGGAGGCUGCUGUCCGAUGGACACUCACUGUUGUCAAUAUGGGUUCUGCCUGCGACCAGGGUACACAUGCUGUCCUAAGCAGCCUUGCCCACCCAACACGGUCUGCUGUGCUGGAGAAUGCCACCCGAAAGGCGGCCAAUGUUGUGACAACGGUCGCUACUGUAGUGCUGGGAGCCACUGUGGAACGAGUCAGUGGCAGAUCACCAUAUGCUACCGGGAUCUCACCGAUGAAGAAAUGA
Molecule: messenger RNA, 438 nt
Organism: Aspergillus pseudonomiae
Lineage: Eukaryota; Fungi; Ascomycota; Eurotiomycetes; Eurotiales; Aspergillaceae
Exons: 2
Coding region: 1-438 (145 amino acids)
Source: RefSeq, a predicted model, not a curated record